AUGUUAGAAACAUUGUGGAGGAAGCUGUUAUUUAUGCUUGUGAAAAAAAAAUCAUAUUUACCUGCUCAGACGGAAGUGAAAUUUAUUAAAAACACAAAAAUUAAUUAUUGGCUUAUAACUGGAUGGUAAAUACUGUAUUAUAAAAAUGCCAAUAUCUAUAUAUAUAUUUGAAUGUUUUGGUUAAUGAAGAAAUAUAUUUUUAAUCACAGGACACUGUGCGUUCUCGUUUACGUGAUAUCUUGUGUCUUAAUCAUAAGCCAUGGAUUAAAAAUAGGACAAGUGAAGAGUUCACAUUGGCUAAUGAGUAUAAUAAUAUCAUUGAUACAAGACGCACUUUUUGUAGAACCUUUACUUAUAAUAAUAUCUAGCUGUGUUUUGUAUAAGUUCAAUCAAGUAAUUAAAAACGGUGAUUAAUUAAUAAAGAUGGAUUAAUUUGCAUUAACAUAAACGAUCUACUUAUUUUCAGCAACAAAAUAUCAUAACCGGAUAUCAAAUAAAAUUAGCUAAUUACCGCAAGAAUACCAGAAAUCAGUUACGAAAUGUACGAUUAGUUCGAAGUAUCCGUGAAAGUAGAAACAAAUAUGUAUAUAAUCCAUUUUCUCAAGCAGAUGUCGAGGUAAUUAUAUAAUAACUGAUUUUUAUAAAUUACUAGACAAUAAAUUAUUAUGUUUGAUUGAUUUUUAAUAAAAUAAAUGAGCCCAUGAAAUAUUUUAUACAUUCACCUACCUUUUUAAUUAAAAAUCUUGAAUUCAUAUUCAUGUAUGAAUAUUUUUAAUAGGUUUUGCGUAAUAAGCAAAAUAAUCAGACGUGGAUCAAACAUUUCAGAAAUCAUUCAACUACUUGUCUAUUAACAUUUUUAAUAUCGUUUUGUUGUAUCGGUGCGUUAUAUUCAUUUGACAGUCCAAUGCACAUUAUAUAUGCAAACAAUAUCAACAAAUUAUUUCUUAAGAAUAUAGUACAAAGUAAUACAAUGGAUUUGGAAAUGUAAUUCGCAUUAUAAUCUGUAUACAAAUUUACGCUUGAGCAGUGUUAGGAAUUAAUUUCUACUUAUGAGGAACGUGAACGCAAUCUUAGUUCUUUAUUUUUAAGUUGUUUAUACAUAAAUGCAGCAAAAAAAUUGUUUUAUUGGAACGGUUAUGGGGUUUAUUGGAUCAAUGUCAAUGAUUGGUGGUAGUAAGAUUUAAAAUAUAAACCAAAGGAAACCUUAAAGCAACGAGUUCCUUUUUAACAGUAGAAUGAAAAGCGGGAACAAAGCGAAAUCACUUUUUAAAUUUAAAUUUCCUGGCACUGCACUUUGGUUAGAGUUUAUUUUGAUUAGAAAUUAAUUUCAGGUUAAAGACAUUUUUAACUACAUCACUAACAGGUCCGUUACAAAUGCAGGAAUAUUACAACGGAAUACCUAUAGCCAACAUAUCAAAGGCGAACUUCAAUGAGAGUAAAGAUAUUUAUUCAGUUUUAUUUAAAUUUAAUAGAAGGUGAUAUACACCUUUUACCAUUUACAACUGUUUCAGUCUGUAGAAAAAAUAUCCAUUUUAAUUUUAAUUGAGGAAUUUAGGUUGAAAUUAUAUUUUACGCAAUUUAAACGGAAGAAUAUUUUCGAGGCUUUGGUGUAAAUUUUUUUAAAAAUAAUUUUAAAUAAAACCAUUACGGUUAAGUAUUUAAAAAACAUAAACUAUCGUGGUUGUAAAUUUAAUUAGAUAUAAUUUAGAAAAUGACAUUUGUAUAGAUUUCAAUUUUCAAUCCACAAUUAAAAAAAUAAUGUUUAAGUCACUUAAUUUCGCUAUGUCGCAUAGCUGUAAGUUAGACUAAGACAAUAAAUGCAAAUAUCAAUUUCUCUUCAGAUAUUUUAAACUGAGAUUAAUUGUUUAAUAACCAAAAUAAUUUUACUAUUGAAGACAACAGAAGAGGUUGGUAUAAUCUUUACAACAGCAAACUGAUAAACGGAGGUAUCAGACUUUUACAAAACCGUAUCACAACUGUAAAUACCUUGAAAAUUGAUGUAGGCAAUUACAAAGAAGGUUGGAAGGAAAUUAGUAAAAUGAACAAUAUAACGGCUUGGAUGUAUAGAUCGAUACCCGUUAUAAAAUAUUUUGGCCUCUGUAAGUAUUACACGUGCAUUAUUAUGUAUAAAUUUUACUUACGUAAAAUUAACAUUGUGAAUACUGAAUUUCAAUAAAAUUAAUUUAAUAAUGUAGGGUUUCCCGAAGCACACAACUCAGGAUUUAUGUUAGACCUAACAGGAGAAUUGUCUGAGUAUAGAAAAAAACUAAACACUCACCUAGAAAAUGGAUGGUUGGAUAACCGAACGAGAAAUUUAGUUGUAGAAUUUCAAACAUACACACCCAAUAUAGAUUGCAUUACAGUAUUCAAAAUACAAUUCCAAACCACAUCCGGAUUAUUAUUCACAGUGAAUAAUGUGGUAUGUAUAAUUUACGGAUUAUAUUUAUGCAAGGUGUUCUAAAUUAUAGUUGCAGUCAAAUUGUCCGUGAAAUAAUUAAUUUUUUAAAAAAUAACCUAUGUAAUAACUUUUUGAAAUCGUAUAUUUAAAAUUACAUUAUUACAAUAGCUAUCAUAUAUUGUUCACCCUUCUUUUGGAGUAAAAUUACUGCCAAACUAUUUAAUUUAAAAUAGUAACCUAUAGAGUGAUCUAUUUCAGUAUGUUCACUUGAGAUUUUUAAAAAUACCUAUUGUAUUUUUUAAAAAAUGUUUUGUUUUUGAAAAUAAAAGAAUACAAGUUGCUCUAAAAUUUUUAAUUCAUAUUAUUUUUUGGGUUGAGAUGACAAUCGGCUUCUAAUUUUCAAAUAGAAAUUUCUAUUAAAAAUUUGAAUAAUAAUUUUUGAAAUUAAGGUUUCUGAUUUUCGUCAACCCGUAGACGAAAUAUCAUGGGAAUUUCAUUUGUGUAAUGGGGUGACAUGCAACAUUUUAAAUUUAAACUUCAAAAUGUAUUCAAAUUAAUACAGUAUUAGUUUAUAUUUAACAUAUUUAUGGAAUUUUUAAUACAAGUUAUUAUUUAAAAAUCAAAAGUGGAUUUCGAUUUAUUCAAAAAUAAGAAUGACAUUGUGUCUACGUAGAAAUUUAAAGCUGCUUGUUUUUUAAAUUAUCAAAAAAAUCAAUACUUUUUGAACCAUCGAGUGUAGACUUAUAAAGUCUGUAUAAUUACGCAAACAGAUAAAAUUUAAGGUUAAAUAAAUUUUAUUUCCGGUAACCCGUUAAAGUGAUUUCCUUCUAUUAAGUUUGAAAUCAUGCCGUGCUAAAAUGUACAAAUGAUUUGUUUUAUCAUAAUGAAGUCGGUCUACUCACCUGACUUAUCAAAAAUGUUAAAAAUAAUUAACGACAUUAAUCACAUCCGUAACCAAUAUUGCGCAGGUCUAUUCGAUACCUUCGAAUUCGAUAUUCGUCUCGUGGAUCACGUACGCGUUUACUUUGGGUUUUAUGAUUGCGUUUGCGAUCACGGCCAUGCGACUCACGAGGUCGGUGUUGUUCAUGGUGUACAAUUACGACGUUAGCCGCUUUUGGACCACCUACGAAUGCGUUAUGCUUGCGAUCGUCCUUUGCACGACGUUCACUGUGGCCGGCCGUUGGCGUCUGAUGGAACAGGCCGGCGAACAGUACGCAGCGUUUAAGGAAACAGAGUUUGUGACCAACGUGACGGAUAUGUGUCGCGCACACGAGCACAUUACUGCGCUCGUCGUCCUGGUCGGGAUCAUGGCGUUGUUCCGGGUGUUCCGGUUAGCUACGUACCGCAAACGUGUUCCAUACGUCGAACGAACGUUGCACUCGGCAAGCGGUCCCGUGGCUGCGAUCGCGGCUUACGCGUUGAUCGUCACGUUCGGUAUGUGGUAUUGUGCUCCUCGUAUCGCCAACAGUGUCCACGGGUUUUUCAACGUCUUUGUUUUGGGACGGAAUGCAUUCAACCACGGUAUACCAUGGUGGUCGAGGCACGUCACUAUCGCUACCACGGUAACAGUGUUUUUGCUCUUCAACGCCGCUGUCGUCUCGAUAAUCACUAAAUACUACAUAAUCUCGAAAACCAUCUCUGGGUGA
Molecule: messenger RNA, 4044 nt
Organism: Cinara cedri
Lineage: Eukaryota; Metazoa; Arthropoda; Insecta; Hemiptera; Aphididae
Source: the annotation of a GenBank genome assembly